AUGUCUAGCAUUAAAGCCAAUGUUUCUACAUUCGAGGGUCAUCGUAAUCUCAGGUUCCGCUUGAUCCUUGCUACGUUAGCAGGUAAACCCAUUAAAAUAACGAAGAUCAGGUCCGAUGACAUGAAUCCAGGUCUAAAGGAUUACGAGGUAUCAUUCCUCAGGCUAUUAGAAUCUGUUACAAAUGGAUCCCAAAUUGAAAUUUCCUACACGGGUACUACAGUUAUCUAUAAACCAGGUAUAAUCAUAGGGGGACAAGUUACCCACAACUGCCCAACCACUAAGCCAAUAGGAUACUACUUGGAACCUAUGUUGUAUCUUGCACCAUUUUCAAAGAAGAAGUUUUCUGUUGUAUUCAAGGGGUUGACUGCUUCAGACAGAACUAAGGAUGCGGGUAUAGAGGCAAUCAAAUGGGGACUUUUGCCCUUGAUGGAGAAGUUUGGAGUGAGAGAAGUAUCAUUGCACAUUUUGAAGCGAGGCUCUCCGCCAUUGGGUGGAGGUGAAGUCCACUUUAUGUGUAACUCCUUAAUUCCGCAACCAUUGACUAUGCAUGCGCUUGAAUCUCCAAAGAUAUCUGCAAUCAGAGGUGUUGCUUAUUGCACCCGUGUGUCUCCGUCAACGGUCAACAGAAUCAUUGACAGUGCGAGAAACAUUUUGAGACCUACUGGAGUAGAAGUGAAUAUAACAGCCGAUGCAUGGAGAGGGGACAAUUCUGGUAAGUCGCCUGGGUUUGGUGUUACUUUAGUUGCCGAGCUGAAAAAGGGAUGGAGAAUCUUAGCUGAAGGUGUUGGUUCAUCGGGGACGCUUCCUGAAGACUUAGGAGAAAGAGUUGCAUACGAAUUACUCGAUGAAUUAACCAAGAGUUGUGUUAUUGGGAGGAAUCAAAUUAUGUUAAGUUUGUGUUACAUGACCAUUGGAAAGGAAGAUGUUGGAAGAUUAAAGUUGCAUAAGAAGCAAAUUGAUGACAAUUUUGUUUGGGCAUUGCGUGAUAUCAAGAACGUAUUUGGAACAGAAGCAUUUUUGAAAGAUGGUGCUGACGAGCCAGUUCCUGGUGAAGAAGACUACAUGACGCUUUCACUUAAGGGUAUUGGAUUCACCAGUGCUUCUAAAAAGAUAGCAUAA
Molecule: messenger RNA, 1119 nt
Organism: Debaryomyces fabryi
Lineage: Eukaryota; Fungi; Ascomycota; Pichiomycetes; Serinales; Debaryomycetaceae
Gene: RCL1
Product: rRNA-processing endoribonuclease
Exons: 1
Coding region: 1-1119 (372 amino acids)
Biological process (GO): endonucleolytic cleavage of tricistronic rRNA transcript (SSU-rRNA, 5.8S rRNA, LSU-rRNA); ribosome biogenesis
Cellular component (GO): nucleolus
Molecular function (GO): RNA endonuclease activity
Source: RefSeq, a predicted model, not a curated record